AGCCUUCAUUCUCUGUUACGAAGUCGUUCGGUGCGGAUGCUCAGUGAUUUUCCUCGUCCAAGGAUUUUUCUAAGACCCAUUUAUUGUUGUGUGUGGUCCCACCCCCAAGCACCUGCCCGUGUCCUCGAGUUCCAGUGUGCGUAAAAGUGGAACAGCUCUUCUUUGUUCAAGGCGAACGCGACGUCAAAAAGCUGUGGAUAAACUUUUGGCCAGAAUUAAUUUUCCGCAACCGAACCGUGAAAGUGCGCGAGUGAUUUCCUGCUAAUCAGAGGUAGAAGCAUUGCGAUUCAGUGUAAGCGGCGACAAAAUUCGAACAGUGCUCCAAACAGACAGAAAAUAAAGUCAACGCGAAUAAAACGCUCAAUUUAGAUUAUAAAUGAGAGGAAGAAAUUGGAGGGACUCGCUGCUGCAGUGUUGACAUCCCUGAAGCGGUGCCCGCGAGGAAGCACUCAAGGACGAAACGCAAGAGACUGUUGGAAAACGGAAAGAACAUUCCCCCGGUCCACACCGUCUCACAAACCGCGAAAUCCAUUUGCAGCACCCUGAAGACCACACUUGGUACCGCCGCCCACCAGCACCGCCUCUCCUCGGGGGUUGUGUACAAAUUAGACCAACAACACAAGAAAAUCCAUUCAAGUUGGAAGGUAAAAUCUUCUCGGCGGUGAACAACUUUCUCACUGCGUCGACCUUCGUCAAGGAUAUCCGGCAACUGAUUAUGACCCGGCAAACCAACGAUCCCAACGGCCAGCAACAGGAACAGAACGAACCAGAAUCCAGUCAGAACACCCAGAGCGACCAAAGCAACAACCAGCCCACGCAGCGAUUGGGAGGAACCACCUCGGACUUCAGUGUCAGCUCCGCGGCCACUAAUCGAAGUAUGCCCCGCCACCAGGAGGACAAUCCCAAUCAACCGGCCAGCGACUGUUCCAGCCUCGAGGGAAAUGUAUUCGUCGAAGGCGGAUCCGGCACCGGAGCGCACCCGAAAACACGCCGCUCGCAAACUUCCGAUUCGAUCACCUCCAGCAACUUCAACUACAGUCUCAACCGGAGGUUCAUAUCGAAGAACCAGAUGAAGGAGUUUCGAGAAGCGUUCCGGCUGUUCGACAAGGAUAAUGACGGCUCAAUCACCAAGGAAGAACUGGGAACUGUCAUGAGGUCGUUGGGACAAUUUGCUCGCGUGGAAGAAUUACAAGAGAUGUUACUGGAGAUUGAUGUUGAUGGCGAUGGAAACGUAAGUUUCGAAGAGUUUGUCGACAUCAUGUCCAACAUGACGGAUACCGUGGCGGAAACAUCGGCCGACCAGGAGGAACGUGAGCUACGUGAUGCCUUCCGUGUCUUCGACAAGCACAAUCGAGGUUACAUUACGGCAUCAGAUCUACGGGCGGUUCUUCAAUGUCUGGGCGAAGAUUUGGAUGAAGAAGAAAUUGAAGACAUGAUCAAAGAAGUGGACGUUGAUGGAGACGGACGGAUCGAUUUCUACGAAUUCGUACAUGCUCUUGGAGAACCGGAAGAUUCCCAAGAAAACGACGACGAAGACGAGGCAGUGUCGCCCCAUUCGCUGUCCUGUGACGUGCAUGUCUAAGAACCGCCAGGAGAAAAAUAGCUAACGCCAACGAAUCGCAUUCCUAACAAAAUGUCGAACAAUCUAGAGACAUUGACCAGAUUUUUUUUAAAUAUUUAACACACAAAAAAACUUCGCUUAACGCCAUUGUACUUCUCCAUACGCUUGAUAACAGAUUCCAGAACACCUAAUGAAUUUAUCAAUCUAUACAUAAUAACUAUUCAUCUCUAAUCACGAAAAAAGUUUAAAUAAACAUAU
Aedes aegypti (yellow fever mosquito) is the source of this 1819-nucleotide messenger RNA. Its product is annotated as calmodulin. Gene Ontology annotation, molecular function: enzyme regulator activity; calcium ion binding. NCBI's taxonomy places the organism in Eukaryota, Metazoa, Arthropoda, Insecta, Diptera, Culicidae. The transcript has 5 exons. The record is from RefSeq and is a predicted model, not a curated record. The coding region runs from base 716 to 1582 and encodes 288 amino acids.